This is a messenger RNA of Cladocopium goreaui, 813 nucleotides long. Lineage: Eukaryota; Dinophyceae; Suessiales; Symbiodiniaceae. The record is from the annotation of a GenBank genome assembly.
AUGGCACGGCUCUGCCGGCCUAUGCUACUGCUAUGGACCACGUAUGGCCUCACUUUCCUUUGGACUGGCGUGUCCCGUCCUGGCGCUGUGAGGAGAAAGUGGAGACAAGUUGGAAGACAGUACAAGGUGACCCUGGAGUCAGAGGAAGGACAGGUGACUUUUGAUUGUCCGGAAGAUUCCUAUCUCUUGGGACAUGCAGAAGAAGAGGGCAUUGAAAUGACCAGCUUUUGUCGCUACGGCAACUGUGCCGCCUGCAUCGGCAAGGUGCUGUCCGGCAGUGUGGAUCAAAGCGAACAGAUGUUUCUGUCAGAGGAGGAACUGGAGCAGGGAUACAUUGUCACCUGUGUGGGCUAUCCCACUUCGGAUGUGAUCAUCCGAACUGGUUGUCGGGAUGAAGUGAUUGAGGAGAAAUGCUGCUUCAGCACGCCUUUGUGCGAUUGGUGCCCCUACCAGGGAGUUGAGGGUGACCGUCCCAAGAAGCGUGGUCAACCCGGGCCGGAGGUGGUUGCGGCUGCCGAAUUCCAUCACCGAAGGUUGCAACUGCAUGGUGGUGUGAGUGCUCUCGAGCCGGAACGGAUGAGAGCCAUCACUGUCUUUCGCCACAGGCUGGAGAAAAGGCGCGAGAAGGGCCUUCCAACCCCCACGGACUACAACAAACACCAGGCUGCGACAAAGAUCCAGGCCCGAAUCCGUGGCUACUUGGUGCGCCAGUGGACCUUCGAGGUCGUAUCUCCAGGUCCCAGGAUUUUCGGCCACGGGGAGGAACUUGCUCGGGAGAUGCGACGCCAAAGAGCUUUGGAGGACACCCAAUGA